Messenger RNA from Pundamilia nyererei, 1297 nucleotides. RefSeq lists its product as uncharacterized. Bases 68 to 1021 code for a protein of 317 amino acids. Lineage: Eukaryota; Metazoa; Chordata; Actinopteri; Cichliformes; Cichlidae. The transcript has 2 exons. The record is from RefSeq and is a predicted model, not a curated record. Gene Ontology annotation, biological process: regulation of toll-like receptor signaling pathway.
CGCCUUGCUGUCAUCCAGCAUCUACCAUUUUACCUCAUAGUGCAAGAAGGAAAUCUGAUGUGGAGCCAUGCUUUGUGAAGGCAGAUUGCUGAUCAUGACCUACUGUGAAUUUGAAGAGCUGGACUCCCUUCCUUCUAAGCCAGCUUUCCAGAAUUCUUAUGGGUCACAGAAAGCAGCUGCUGCCCUCAUACCAGGUUCCACCAGACAUGCUCCGCUUGUUCAUCACAAUUCCCCGGAGCAGAUAACUACAGACAACCGAAGGGCUUCAGCUGAGUUGUACAUUUCUCCUUUGCAGUCCUUAAAUCUUCAGAGAGCUCAUCUAGGCAGGCAGAUCUCUCGAGAGAUAGAGAUCCCGGCCCAAGCUCACUCAGGUGGCGAUACCCCUUUCUUGGUUCCCUCGUUCUGUCAGAGCUUUUGCAAAAACUACAGUGACCUUCAUAUUGCAGGUGACCAAGUGCUGCCUCUCUCAGCUAAUAAUUGCGAGCUGAGGGUUUGUGCCAAUGUACCGGAUGUCGGUCCCUUUAUCCAGUCUUGUGAUGUGCCCCCAGCUGUGGAAGAUUCUCUCCAAGGACACGAAGCUCGGGAUGGGAUGCUGUUUCCACUGAGGGGAGGUUCGAAUCGGUGGAGACUGGGGAGCGGCCGUGAUCGGAGCUUUUUGCUCCAGGAGCAUGAAGGUCCAUUUUCCAACUCCCUUCUGAAUCACUACCUGGAGCAAAAACUCCUGGAUCUAUAUCAGCAAUACAUGAUGGAGAAUAUGGCAAGAGAAGGAGCCCCUGGUUCAGACUCUGACGCAAGUGCCAUUUGCCCUUUACUGGGCUCAGAGCUGGUCCUCACCAGCCUGGACCAAAUCACUUUGCAGCUCAGCCGGGAGGGCAACAUGGAGGCCGGCUUGGCCAAGGACAUGGUCCUGAGCUGCUUCCUGCGAGUCGCUGGUGAUAUGCAGUCAAGUGAGAUCAGUACUCCCUUUCUGCAGAUUUCUAAUGAGGCAUCCAGGGAGCAACUCACAGAGAGUAAUGAGUGACCCCACUGUCAAGGAACUCCUUCAUUCAAUACUGCCUUUCAUUUCAGUACAACACUGAAAAAACCCAGGAUUGGACUGAUAACCACAUUUUUAUUUUAUUAGCUCUUGAGAAGAUGUUAAAUGAGAGUUCUAUGUGGGAUUAUGCAGUAAUUACCUGGAAAAUGUGCCGUAUUUAUGCAUCCUAAAUUGAAUUUGCAGUGAUGACACUGGGAUCUGUGUUUACCUGUCUUUAGUGCAGCUUUAACUUUCUAAAGAAAAUAAAAACAGGAACUGAAA